AUGGCUGACUCGGACGGCGAGUACGCCUCCGACGAUGAGCUCAAGAGGAAUGGAAAGAGGACAGCGGAUGGGCGCAGCAAGCAAACCAAGGCGUCCUGGGAAGAUGUAAAGCGCUCCUGGGAUACCGUCUUGGAAACAGCAGACAGCGGCCUCUCCAUCGCAGAGAUUCGGGAAGCCGAGAAGCGGCGUCGCCUUCUGCGCGACACGACACCUCUUCAGCGUGGAAUUAUCCGCCAUCUGAUGCUUGUGCUCGACAUGAGUUUCGCCAUGGCCGACAAAGAUCUGCUACCAAACCGUUACCGAGUCGUCCUAAAUAACGCCAUUGGCUUCGUACGCGAGUAUUUCGAGCAGAAUCCCAUCAGUCAGCUAGGCAUCGUGGGAAUGCGCGAUGGCAUUGCUGUGCGAAUAAGCGACCUGAGCGGGAAUCCGGCCGAGCACAUCGAAAAGUUGAUGCAAUGGAGCGAGCAACAAGACCCCCAAGGAAACCCGAGUUUACAGAAUGCACUUCAAAUGUGCCGAGGUGCUCUAUACCAAACGCCGUCACAUGCCACGCGCGAAGUACUGAUAAUCUACGGUGCCCUCGUCUCAAUCGAUCCGGGCGAUAUACACGACACCAUCAACGACCUCGUAGCCGACCGCAUCCGCGUCUCGGUCGUUGGCCUCGCCGGCCAAGUCGCCAUCUGCAGCGAGCUUUGCAAGCGGACGAACAACCACGACGGCAACUACAGCGUCGCCGUAGACGAGGUGCACCUCAAGGAGCUCUUCUUCGCCGCCACCACUCCGCCCGUCACCCGCACGCCUGAGCAAAACACCGCCAGCCUGCUCAUGAUGGGCUUUCCCAGCCGCACGCUUGCUCCGAAAGACCAUGUCAGCUUCUGCGCCUGCCACGCGAAGCCCACGCGCGAGGGGUACACCUGUCCGCGCUGCGGAAUUAAAGUGUGCCGGCUGCCGAUCGACUGUCCGAUCUGCAAGCUGACGCUCAUCCAGAGCACGCACUUGGCGAGGUCGUACCAUCAUCUGUUCCCGCUCAAGGUGUUUGUGGAGGUUCCGUGGUCUCAGGCGUAUAGGUCGACGGCGUGCUACUCGUGCCUGACACCCUUUCCUGCUAGGCCAAGGGAUUCAGUGGCGGCAGCGCCAGCAGUGUUAGGUGGGAGAGCCGGAGCUAAAGGUAGCGGGAAACAACAGGACGGCGAACAGAAAAAUCCAAAACCGGAACUCAAGGGCGUCAGCGAAAGCGGGCGGUAUGCUUGCCAGGUAUGCGGAAAUCAUUUCUGCAUAGACUGUGAUGUCUUUGCCCACGAGACUAUUCAUAAUUGUCCUGGGUGUCAGAGCGAUACGAGGGAUCUGGAGAAGGAUACGGCAGUAGCAGUACCAGAGGGCGGCCCUACACCCAUGGUGAUGGAUUCCUAG
This is a messenger RNA of Neurospora hispaniola, 1410 nucleotides long. Its product is annotated as Ssl1-like-domain-containing protein. NCBI's taxonomy places the organism in Eukaryota, Fungi, Ascomycota, Sordariomycetes, Sordariales, Sordariaceae. Gene Ontology annotation, molecular function: zinc ion binding. The record is from RefSeq and is a predicted model, not a curated record. The transcript is spliced from 2 exons. The coding region runs from base 1 to 1410 and encodes 469 amino acids. Gene Ontology annotation, cellular component: transcription factor TFIIH core complex; transcription factor TFIIH holo complex. Gene Ontology annotation, biological process: DNA-templated transcription; regulation of transcription by RNA polymerase II; nucleotide-excision repair.